This is a messenger RNA of Phyllotreta striolata, 543 nucleotides long. The record is from the annotation of a GenBank genome assembly. NCBI's taxonomy places the organism in Eukaryota, Metazoa, Arthropoda, Insecta, Coleoptera, Chrysomelidae.
UUAAAAGCUGUUCCAAGGCAGAGGCUCAUUGAGAACGACCUGCAAGUUUACAAGAAAUAGAAACAAAAUGUUCGCCAAAAUUUUUAUUUGCAUCAUACUUUCAGUAGUAUUAAUCGAGUCGGUCUCAUCAUCAGCUGCGCCCAGGAGUCAACCAACAAGCGAUUCACUUCUUGUAAGACAGCUGCAGCUCAGAGAAGGUGAAGUCGCUCCUCCUGCAGAGAAUUCAAUUAACAACUUCAUAAGGAACCUCUUGAAUAUAAUUCUAAAAGCCAUCUUGAACAUCCUGGUGAGCCUCGGCUGCACCGUCAUCCAGCCCUACCUGAACUUGAUCAGCAUUUUCCGCAGUACCGUCAUCGAAGGGCUGUCGCUGAUAGUGAAAUUCGUUGGUCAAGUGAUCAAUCAGUUCGCUCCAUCAAGUGUAGAUGUGGUCAAUCAACUCAAUCAAGGUUUGAUUACGGCCAGCGACUUUUUGAAAAAUGUGCUUGCGCAAAUUUCCGGCAUGGGCUGUACAGCGGCUGUUUGAGAAAUAAAACAUUCAUGAAU